This is a messenger RNA of Condylostylus longicornis, 8104 nucleotides long. It is a transcript of the gene Rme-8, whose product is annotated as dnaJ homolog subfamily C member 13. Gene Ontology annotation, cellular component: endosome membrane. The transcript has 32 exons. The coding region runs from base 395 to 7582 and encodes 2395 amino acids. The record is from RefSeq and is a predicted model, not a curated record. Lineage: Eukaryota; Metazoa; Arthropoda; Insecta; Diptera; Dolichopodidae. Gene Ontology annotation, biological process: receptor-mediated endocytosis; endosome organization; regulation of early endosome to late endosome transport.
AGGGAUUCAAGAUCUUUGUAGUGGAAAACGAGAAGUGAAUAUUUAGAAACACUUAAUAAUUUUUUGUUGUUUAACAUUUGAUAGAAAAACUGUUAAUGAUUAUUUUAUUAUUAUUUAAACUUAUACAGAUGAAAAUAUAAGCUUAACAAAAAAUAUUUAUUAAACACAACAAUAAAUACUCCACAAUAGUAUCGUUUGUUGAGUAAGCAAUAAUUUAAACUUAAGGUGUUACUCCCCUUUUUAUGUAGCAUCAAAUAUAAUUGAAAUGUUCCUAUGAAAAUUAAAGGAAGUUGUAAUUAAAAUGAGAUAGUGUUUAACUAUAAUGAUAAAUGAUUUACAUGGUAAAGAUUAAAUAUAAAAAAAAGUGAAAAAUAACAAAGUAGAGCGUCGCAAAAUGGUUCCGCUUAAAGAUAAUAUAGAUUUGGAAUGUUUUUUGGUUACUAAACAUUCGUGGAAAGGCAAAUAUAAAAGAAUUUUGUCUAUAGGAUCUACUGGAGUUUCUACGUAUAACCCAGAAAAAUUUGACUUAACAAAUAGGUGGCUGUAUUCUGACAUUGUAGCUGUUACUCCCAAUAAAUCAUCGAAUAUCCCAAAUGAAUUCCAGCUAACAUUGAAAAAAGAUAGAAAACUAGAUAAUAUUAAAUUAUCAUCUGAGUACCGCAAUGAUAUUUUGAGCUCUUUGUUGAGAUAUUACAAGGAGUUCGCAGAAAAACCUAAAAAUAUCGCGAGAUUUCAGGCUUAUAAAUACCAUUGGUCGGGUAUUAGUCUGCCAACAGUGCUUGAAGUUACUCCAUGUUCCUUAGAUCAACUGGAUCCAACAACGAAUGAAGUACUAGCUAGUUACAUGUAUAAAGACAUGCAAGGAAUCAUAGCAGGUAUACAAAAUUAUGAAGGAGGUAUUGUUAUGGCCUGCGGCGGAUUUAGUCGGCUUCAUUUGUUUAAAUCCACAAAUCAUCAUGAAAUAGUACAGCAAAUAACCCAAAGAGCAUCACAAUUUUUGGCCAUAGAUUUAAAAAUAUUAAAAUCCCAAAUAACUUUAGAACAAUUUCAGCAGCAAAGAUUCGGAAAAUAUUGUGGGGAUGAAUUUCAAACAUCGAUGACGGAAUUCACUGUACAGAAAAUUACAUCACGUCAUCCUGAACCAGUAAAACGUAUUCUUUGCCUUACUGAAACAACAAUUCUUGAAAGAGAUCCUCAAACUUAUAGCGUGUGUACUUUAAGACCGUUAGUUGAAAUUUUUGCAUUAGUUCGUGACUCAGAAAAUAUUCAAAAAUUUCAUAUCGAAUAUAAAAAUGGGGUUGUUCGUAAAUAUAACACAAACGACAGAGAUUCUGUUUUAGCAACAAUUCUUGAUGCAGUACGUUCAAGUGGUAAUCCAGAUGUUCAUGUUCGUAUUAAUAGUACCCCUAGAGGCAAGCGUGUCGUUCCUCUUGAUUAUACGGUUGAUGAAGAAACCGAGGCGAAUCUCUUAAGACUAGUUAUAAAUAAUUUUCAUAAUCAAUCAAGAAGAUCUGAAAUUUUAGAGCGUUUUAAUGCUAAUAUUUCUCAUAGUGGAUUAAAAUACAGUGUUACGCAAGAUAGUUUAUUUGCUGAGAAUAAAUCGAAACUUAUUUUAAGUGCUUUACAAUCAUUAGCUCAAAAAGAAGUUGACAAUCCUACUGCUCAGCUUUCGAAUUUUGAACUUGAAGCAACCUUUCAUGCUUUAAGUCGUUUACUUGCAACGAAGGUUGGAUAUGCUGCAUUCACAUCAUUACAAGGAUUCAGAGAAAUAAUAGGAACAAAGGUUGUAGCUUCAUUGCGCAGAAAUGAUUUAGCCGUUACAUAUGCCGCUAUUAAUAUGAUCAAUUCACUAAUGCAUUCAAUGAAUGCAGAUCAUGAUUUGAGACAAGAACAGCUUAACAAAUCUUCAAUUUUGUCUUCAAAAUCAUUUUUAGAAACGUUAUUGAACAUGUGGACAAAUCAUGUUAGUCAUGGAAGUGGCGCUUUAGUACUUUCGGCAAUGUUAGAUUUUCUCACUUUCGCUUUAUGUGUUCCUUACAGUGAAACAACUGAUGGCAAGCAAUUUGAUAUUCUUUUAGAAAUGGUUGCAGAUCGUGGACGAUAUUUAUAUAAACUGUUUCAACAUCCAUCACUUGCAAUUGUGAAAGGCGCAGGGCUGGUUUUGAGAGCAAUUAUUGAAGAAGGCGAAAUUUCAAUAGCAAAACAAAUGCAAUCUUUAGCUUUAGAUGAAGCUGCUUUAUGUAGACAUCUUAUAACUGCAUUAUAUACACCAUCCAAUGACCCUACAUUGGCUACCCAUCGUCAAUUAUCACGGCACUUAGUUAGUUUAUGGAUUACUGACAAUGAAGAAGCAAUGGAAUUAUUAAAACGAAUUUUUCCUGCUGGUCUGUUAAUGUUCCUUGAAAGUGAAGAAACAGUGUCAGAAGUUGAGGAAGAUAAAUUGAAUUUUCGUGAUAAUUUGAAAUUUGCUAUUCAACAUUCCAACAAAACUAAGCGAACUGCAAUCGUGAAACAUUUAGAAGUUUUAAAACAUUGGGGCAUGAGCUUGUUAGAUCAGCAAGACAAUGUUAAUCAAUCUAUUAAAAAUCGGCCAGUGGUAUUAAGAAACAGAAGACAAAAAAAGAAAACGACUGAUUCUAUUGUAAAUUUACCAUACUUCUUUUAUAAUUUUUCUAAGGAUCAUAAUCUACCAAAUUUAAUUUGGAACCAUAAGACUAGAGAGGAAUUGCGUAUGUGUUUGGAAAAUGAAUUAAGGCAGUUCAUAUCUGAUCGUGAUUUGGCCGGGAAUAUGGUCGUAGCGUGGAAUUUUCAUGAGUUUGAAGUUCAAUACCAAUGCUUGGCCGAUGAAAUUAAAAUUGGUGAUUAUUAUAUAAGGUUAAUUCUAGAAAAAGACGAUUGGCCACAAAAUUUAGUGAAAGAUCCAAUUGAGUUAUUUAACGCUUUAUACAGACGAGUGUUAUGUAGAAAUCGUAUGAAUGACGACCAAAUGACAGUAACUUCCUUACAAGCUUUAGCGAAAGUUUAUAAGAGAUAUCAUGAAGAAAUAGGGAAAUUUAGUGAUAUGACCUAUAUUCUGCAGUUACUUGAUAGAAGUUUAAUACCGUCAUUAAGAGAUGCCCUUAUAGGGUUAGUGAAGUGUCUUGUUCUUGAAAAAUCAAAUUGUAGACCAAUUGUUGAUAAUGUACAAAGUUUAGUGGAUUUGGUUACUUUGGCCCAUUUAUAUAAAGGGAGAGCCAUUCCUAAUACUAAAACAAAUCUGAUUGAAAUGGCACCAGGUAUGCAGCAUUUUGAGGAAAAAGAUUGGUAUUAUAAUAUCGAAAAGGAUGGGGGAAAACCUGAGCGCCAAGGUCCAGUAACUUACUCUGAGUUAAAGGAGCUGUGGACGAAAAAUAUAAUUACAGCAAAAACCAGAUGUUGGGCAACAGGUAUGGAUGGUUGGCGCUCAUUACAGCAAAUACCACAACUAAAAUGGUGCCUGAUGGCAAAAGGACAACCUAUUUACAAUGAAUCCGAACUUGCAUCUCAUAUUUUAGAUAUAUUAAUCAAAUGUACUAGCUUUUUUCCAAGCCGUACGCAAAAUGGGACUGCUGUACUUAUACCUGGACCUAGAUUAUCGAGACGAUUGUCAGAGUUUAUUUGUUUACCACACAUUGUGCAGGUAUGCUUAACACAUGAUCCCGGUCUUUUAGAACGUGUUGCUACACUUUUAUGUCAAAUAAUGGAAGAUAAUCCUGAAAUGCCAAAAGUUUAUUUGACUGGUGUCUUUUACUUUAUGUUGAUGUAUACAGGUAGUAACAUAUUACCUAUUGCAAAAUUUUUAAAAAUGACACACAUGAAACAAGGUUUUCGAAGUGAGGAGAGUUCUCAGUCUGGGAUUAUGCACAGAAGUAUAUUAGGACAUUUAUUACCCGAAGCAAUGGUAUGCUUUUUAGAAAAUUACACCGCAGAUAAAUUUGCAGAAAUUUUUUUGGGUGAAUUUGAUACACCUGAAGUAAUUUGGAGCUCUGAAAUGCGCCGUUUGCUUAUAGAAAAAAUAUCAGCUCAUAUCGCUGAUUUUACCCCAAGGCUGAAAGGUCAUACUAUGGCAAGGUACCCGUACUUGGCGAUUCCGGUUAUCAGUUAUCCACAAUUGGAAAACGAAUUGUUUUGUCAUAUUUAUUAUUUAAGACAUUUAUGUGAUACUCAAAAAUUCCCAAAUUGGCCGAUAUCUGAUCCUGUUCAAUUAUUAAAGCACACUCUUGAUGCUUGGCGCAAGGAGGUUGAAAAGAAACCUCCUCAAAUGACUGUGCAACAGGCAUACGAGGAUUUAGGAAUUGAUUUAACUAAAAUUCCUAAACCUGACGAAUCAAUUGUUCGUAAAAGUUAUUAUCGCUUGGCCCAAAUGUACCAUCCAGAUAAAAAUCCAAAAGGAAGGGAAAUGUUUGAAAAAGUAAGUCAAGCUUACGAGUUUCUUUGUUCGCGUUCAAGCUGGAGUAGCGGAGGUCCUAACCCAUCAAAUAUUGUUUUAAUUUUAAGAACUCAAAGUAUACUUUUUGAACGAUAUCCAGAUGUUUUACAUCCAUAUAAAUAUGCUGGAUAUCCGCAGCUUAUUAAAACGAUUCGUUUAGAAACAAAAGAUGAUCAAUUAUUUUCGAAGAAGGUGCCAUUGUUAACUGCAGCUUCUGAGUUAUGUUAUCAUACUGUUCAUUGUUCUGCUUUAAAUGCUGAAGAGCUACGUCGCGAAGAAGGAUUAGAAGCUUUAUUAGAAGCCUACACUCGAUGCGUUUCAAUAAUUGGAGCUGAUUCCAAACCAGAUUCAGUGCAUUAUCAAGUUAUAACAAACAUUACAAAAUGCUUUGAAGUAGCUUGUAAUUUUGAGAAUUGUAAACAAAAAAUAAUUAGCUUGCCACAAUUGAUCUCAGAUGUGUGUCGAGUCGUGUAUUUCAAGCAUAUAAUCUCAGUUAGCUUAGUGACUAACUUAGGGGCAAAUAAUUACGAUUUACAGUGUAAUUUGGUUAAGAAUGGUGUAUUAUGGUCUUUGCUAUUGUUUUGUUUCGAAUUUGAUUAUACUUUAGACGAGAGUGGUGUACAAGCUGAUGAAAAAUCAAAUAAUCAGAAGCUAGCUAAUAAUUUAGCAAAAAUGUCAAUAUUAGCUUGCGUUGCUCUGUGUGGAUACACUUUAGAGAAAAAAGUGAAUGAAAAUAUUGAAAGUGAAAAGUUAAAUGAAGUUAAAAGCACGAAACAAUCUCCGCCUGCUUCUUCGCCAACAACAUCGUAUACACAAAAUGCUCAAAAUUUAAUUCAAAAUAAUGAAAAUUCCCCAGUAACACGUCAAAAUUCUGUUGAUAGAACACAACAGAAUUCACCUGAAUGUAAAGAAGUUAUAGUACCAACGCUACCAGCUGAAAAAGAAAAUAUAGUAAGUCACCAGAAAUAUGUGAUUUCAGGGGAGCCCAAAAAUGUAUUGGUAAAGCAGAUUAUCGACAAAUUAUUGACCCCAAAUAUAUCAAAUAAAAUUGCAAGUGAGCCUGAGGGUGAAGUUUUGAAGAUUUUAACAUCUAAUAAUAGAAAUCCAUAUAUUAUAUGGGAUAAUGGUACAAGAGCCCAACUCUUAGAUUUUUUGGAAUUUCAACGUAAUCAAGCUUCAAAAGAAAUUUAUGAUGAUAUAACUAGCGUUCAUAAUGCAAUUUCGGAUUUCGAAUUUGAUGCUUAUAAAGAUGAAUUGAAAAUCGGUGGAGUUUUUAUUCGUAUUUACAACGAAAUGCCAACAUUCCCAAUUAUAAAUCCAAAAUCAUUUAUCCUAGACAUUCUAGAAUAUUUGAAGCAGUCUUAUAAAUACUUAAAUUCAAAACAUUUAAAAAAUAAUACAAAUAAUUCGAAUUCAGCGAAUAGGCCCUACGAACAAUCCGGUGGUAUACUAGUACCAACAUUAGCACCGAAUCAUCCAAACUACAAUAAUAAUACAACAACAAAAAAUAAAACAACAUUUGAUGAAGUUUUGAACGCGUACAAUAAAUCUAAAAUAAGGAAAAAGAUCGAACAGGACGCUGAACAUGAAUAUAGAAAAUUACAAUAUGAUUUUGUAAAUAAUGUAAAUAUCGAAAAACAUACAAUAUUAGUAUUGCGUGCUCUAAUAUCUGUGAUAAAAUCUAAUCCUGGAGUUGAAAUGCAGUGUAUUGGUUACUUUGAUAUGAUAUUUGGUUUUCUUUCUAAUAACAUAUGCGAGGAGAGUGCUGUAGUUAAAGAAUUAGCUUUGGAAAUUGUCGCAUUAAUUUCCAGAAAUAAAGAUUGUGUUAAUGAAAUAGCAGCAUGUGAGUUGUUGGGAAAUUUUUUGGUAUCUUUAAAAGAUUUCGAAUUAAGAGAUCAACAGUUAAGAGUUUUGGAAACUCUUUCUGGUUUAUUAAAUAUUCAAGAAAUGGUAAAAGAAGCCCAAAAUAAAGGCGCUGUUAUUUAUUUGUUAGAUCUAUUCUGUAGUUCAAGAAAUCCGCAAAUGCGAGAACUAAGUGCCGAAAUUUUAGCAAAAAUGGCGGGUGAUAGAUUGAGUGGUCCAAAAGUUCGUAUCACCGUUUGUAAAUUCUUACCACCUUUAUUUAUCGAUGCAAUGAUUGAGUAUCCUCAAACAUCCGUCCAGUUAUUCGAAUCUAUUCAUGAACAUCCCGAAUUAAUAUGGAAUGAUAAAAUAAGAACCAAAGUAUGUGAUGCUAUUUCAGACAUGUGUGAGGGCUUUUAUAAUACUCAGAAAGUAAAUAAAAAUAUUUUGUGGAAAGAUCCUGAAAUAUUAAAGGAAAUCACUACAAACGAGAUUGUAAUAUCUGGGGUUUAUAUACGCUUAUUCGUUGAUAAUCCAGCAUGGACUUUGAGAAAACCAAAACAAUUUCUUUCUGAGCUACUUGAUUUUGUUGUUGAUCAAAUAAGUAAAAGCUCUUCAGAGAAAAAUAGUAUUGAAUUGUCUACAAAAGCAUUAGUGGAAUUAUUGAGAGCCCAACCUAAUUUGACAGAUGAAAUUCCAGUUUUAGGUCAUAUUCCCAAACUUUUUAAUUUACUGGCAGUUCAACCAAAACAUACUCUAUCAGUAUUACAUCAACUUUCAGUCUCAGAAUUUUGUGUUGGAGCCAUAUCUCAAACAGAAUGUAUAUUACCACUUAAAAAAUGUAUGGAAUAUCAUAAAGAACUAAUUGAUAAGGCUUGUGAAACUUUAAGUCGUUUAUUCAAACAUCAACAUGAUACUCUAAUUAGUCAGUCGCUAGAAGUAAAACUGAUUCCUUUUUUAUUGACGUUAUUAGAAACAAGAUUAGAUUUUGUUGAGAAUUCAUCAGCCGUUAAAGCGCAAAUUGUCUCAGCUUUAAAAGCCAUGACAUUAAAUUUAAGUUAUGGUGAGAGGGUUACGCAAAUAUUAAUUAAAUAUCCAGUAUGGAAUGAAUAUAAAGAUCAAAGACAUGAUCUAUUCAUAACAGACAGUAAUGUCCGAGGUUAUUUAACAGGUGUUAAUCCUACCGCUGGAUAUCUUACACAAGGUCCCAGCCAAAAUGUUGAAGUCUUAACAUCACCUCCCCCAAUUGAUCGAGAUGACCCUCUAAUGAGACACACAAGUGAUUCACAAUAAUCUUCUAUUUUGUUUUAUGUGCACGAUUUCUAUAAAGAAUUAAUAUUCUUUUGUUUACUUGUAACUUUAAAAGAGAAAAAAAAAUUUUUGGCAUAUUGAGCUUAGAUAAAUCUGUUGAAUUUUAGAAAAAAUAAAUAUUAAUUUUAAGAAACAUUUUUAUGUAAUUGAAUAAUGAUAUAUACACCAUAUGAUAGAAUAAAUAAGAAAUAAGAAAAUCAACUUAUAAAAAAAAUUUAGUAUCAGUUUGAAAUCCAGGUCGUAUCAUAAUGAUUAGAGUUGAUAUAAAAUUGUGUAAAAUUAAAAAAAAAACAGUAUAAGUGUAAAAACAAUAAAAUUUAAAUAUCAUCUUUUUUUUUGUUUCAUUACAUUUUUAUCAGUUAUAUUCACAUACAAAAUAUUUUAAAAAAAAGCAAUUUUAUGUAACAAAUUUUGUUAGAAAAAAUAAAAAAAAAAAUAAAAAAAAAAACAAUACCUAAAAAUAUUGUGUAUUGAACGAAAUUUAGUGUAUUUUGUAUAAGAGAA